Molecule: messenger RNA, 1573 nt
Organism: Cornus florida
Lineage: Eukaryota; Viridiplantae; Streptophyta; Magnoliopsida; Cornales; Cornaceae
Product: probable caffeine synthase 4
Exons: 4
Coding region: 74-1162 (362 amino acids)
Biological process (GO): methylation
Molecular function (GO): S-adenosylmethionine-dependent methyltransferase activity
Source: RefSeq, a predicted model, not a curated record
AAAUUAAAGUGGAACGAAAAUAAUAUAAAAAUAUAAAAACCAUGAGUAGUAAACUGAAUAGCAAGAACAGACGAUGGACGUGAAGGAAGCACUUUACAUGAAGAGAGGAAGAGGAGAAAAUAGCUAUGCUCAAAACUCCAUAUUACCGCAAAAAGUGGCUUCCAUAACCAAACCCGUAUUAGAAAAUUCUGUUCAAUCUCUGUUUUCGAAAGGAUUUCAUCUACACAAGCUUCUCAAUGUGGCCGAUUUGGGUUGUUCUACUGGUCCAAACACGUUCUCUGUGAUUGAGACAGUAAAAGGGACUGUGGAAAAGAAAUGCAAGGAAUUGAAUUGCCAAACGCCGGAACUUCAGUUUUACUUGAAUGAUCUUCCUGGUAAUGACUUUAAUUCUCUGUUUAAGGGUUUGUUUAGAUUCUGUGACCAAACACAGGGUGCUUCAUGCUAUGCGAUGGGAGUUCCUGGUUCUUUCCAUGGCCGGCUUUUUCCUCAGAACACCUUACAUUUUGUUCAUUCAUGUUACAGUGUCCACUGGCUUUCUCAGGUACCCAAAGGACUCACAAGCGAUGAAGGCUUGCCAUUAAACAGGGGAAAGAUGUACAUAUCCACGACAAGUCCUCCGGUCGUAAGAGAAGCUUACCUAACUCAGUUUCAACAAGAUUUCACCCUGUUUCUCAAGUCCCGCUACGAGGAGAUGGUUCCUGAUGGUUGUAUGGUCUUGAUACUUCACGGUCGACAAUCUGCAGAUCCCUUGGAUAAGGAGAGCUGCUGGCAUUGGGAGCUCUUAGCUGAGGCCAUUGCCGAAUUGGUUUCACAGGGAAUGGUGGGUGAAGAGAAAUUAGACUCCUUCAAUGUACCGCACUAUACAUCAUCACUAGAGGAGCUGCAAGAUAUAGUGGAGAAGGAAGGAUCAUUUGCAAUUGAGCGAUUAGAGAAGUUUGCACUCGAAGUUGGGGAGCAGCAAGAAAAAGAUGCAUGGAGUAAGGGGGAAAAGGUGGCCAAGGAUAUCAGGUGCUUCACAGAAUCACUGAUUUCGUACCACUUCGGAGAGGAAAUAGUUGAGAAAGUGUUUGACAAAUUAACUCAUAUGGUAGUUGAGGAGUUGGCCAAACAAACAUUGCACGCUACAUGCAUCGUCCUCGUGCUUAGCAGGAUCCUGGGAUAACUUCGUGUUCUAAAUUGAACUCUGGAAUAAAAUUUAGAACUCAGAGAAAUUGAUGGACAGAGAGUUUAAAUUUGUUGCAGUUUGAGCUGAAUGCAAGGUUGUGAUGCUCUACUUCAAUGGAUAAAUGAAUCCAAUAAACUCUUCCACAAUAUCUAGUAAUGGUUUUUUUUUUUUUUUUAAAUUAUAAUUGAAAAUCUCUAUAUCUGCAUUCCAAUAUUGUAGCUGGACGAAAUAAAGUUGUGUAAGAAUAUAUAUAUAUAUAUAUAUAUAUAUUUGAAAUAAUUGUGUAGUCUGAGACGGUUUCAAAGGAUAAUUGUGUAAAUUUAUUUUUAGAAAAAAAGAAGUGGAGUGUAAAAGUAGAGGAAUUAGAUGCUAAUAGCAUUUCCUGUAUAUAUAUCAAUGGUUUUCUAU